AUGGUACAGCUCGGCGCCCAUCUCAUUGAGAAGAACAAGGAGGGCUGGUGGAUCGACGGUCUACGGCAGCUUCCACUGCCGACCAUGCCACGACGUUCAGAAGCCUACCAAGCGACACUAGAUCGCUGGAAAUCAUUGUACGACUUGGGAGGGGUGGACGUGGCCGUCUUGCAAGAGCGAAAGCUCGCUUACGAGCGCUGCGCGACCACUUGGGAAACGCGGCAAAUGAAGGCGAGAGAGCUCCCCAAAUCACACCAUGUGCUGUCUCAGGCCAUUGCGACGGAGGCCUCUCUCAUGGACAAGAUUGCGGAAAAGCUCAAAUGCUACGAGUGGCAGACCCGGUCGCAAGGUUGGGCCUUGGACUACCAGAAGGAGCUUUGGAGUCAUCGGAUCAAGUCAACGCUGGAGCUCAACAACAUUUGUGAUGAGGAGGAUGAGCCCAACAGGCGUCAGAGGGGGGAUGAGUUGGAGCGGGAGCGCCAAGCUUUGGAGAAUAAGAGGAUCCAGGCCGCAAGGGAACUUAUUUGGAGGGAGGAGGUUGCAGAAGCGGAGAGAAAAUUUAUGGAGAUGUUUGAUGCCGAGAGAGAGCGAGGGGAGACUGAGGAGGCUAUGAGACAGAAUCAGGCGGCUGCUGAGGCCCAAAGGCAACAACAGGAGGCGCUUGAGGCCCAAAGGCAGCGGGAUGAGGCUGUUGGGGCCCAGAGGAAGCGAGAGGAGGCUAUGAGACAACAGCAGUUGGCUGCCGAGGCACAAAGGAAGCGAAAUUAA
This is a messenger RNA of Podospora anserina S mat+, 768 nucleotides long. RefSeq lists its product as uncharacterized. The transcript is spliced from 2 exons. The coding region runs from base 1 to 768 and encodes 255 amino acids. The record is from RefSeq and is a predicted model, not a curated record. Lineage: Eukaryota; Fungi; Ascomycota; Sordariomycetes; Sordariales; Podosporaceae.